Trametes versicolor FP-101664 SS1 is the source of this 4409-nucleotide messenger RNA. RefSeq lists its product as uncharacterized. The record is from RefSeq and is a predicted model, not a curated record. The transcript is spliced from 4 exons. The coding region runs from base 140 to 4309 and encodes 1389 amino acids. Gene Ontology annotation, biological process: signal transduction; establishment or maintenance of actin cytoskeleton polarity. Gene Ontology annotation, molecular function: protein binding. Lineage: Eukaryota; Fungi; Basidiomycota; Agaricomycetes; Polyporales; Polyporaceae. Gene Ontology annotation, cellular component: cell tip; microtubule cytoskeleton.
CCAUCUCAAUCUCACCCCAACAACGCUACACCUCUCUAAUUCUACGCUCUCGCUUUCUCUGUAGCUUUUCCUAUACCUUGGGCUAUAUCCGCGAAACAAUACCACACAACUUGAUACUCACUAACUGGGGCUAUCUACAAUGUCUGACGACCACAUCCAACAUCAAAUCCAUGGCGACAUGACCUACCCGUCCGACGAAGAACACUCUGUCCUCGAAGACGAUUCCGAUGGCGAGGACAGAGAUAUGGACUACAUGGACGACGACGACGGCUCCUCCUCCCUCUCUAUCCCCAAUGAGUCCAUUGACUUUGACCUCGUAUAUGCCCUUCACAGCUUCGCGGCUACCGUCGAAGGUCAGGCCAACGUCGUCAAGGGCGACAGUCUGUUCUUGAUGGACGACAGCAACAGCUACUGGUGGCUCGUCCGUGUCCUCAAAACGCAAGAGGUCGGCUACAUCCCCGCGGAGAACAUUGAGACACCUUUCGAGCGCUUGGCGAGGUUGAACAAGCAUCGCAACGUUGAUCUCGCGUCCGCAACUCAGGCCGAGCUUCAGGAAUCACGCGAUAAACUCUAUUCCACCCGCACGGGAACGGGAUCGAAAGAGGGACACACACCAUCCCCUACUCCGGGCACGCGUGCCGCCCGGUCCCAACAAUCGAGAGGAGUCCGGUUCUUCGCCGGCUUUGGCGUCCACCGGUAUGCGCCGGCGAUCUGGAACGAGGAAGAGGAGGAAGAGGAGGACAUCGAGUGGGACGACGAGGACUACGAGGACGAGGACCCGGAGCUCGCGGAGGAGUGGGACGACCACGAACGCACCGUCACCGGCAGCCAGGCGCCUCCCUUCGGCAUGGAGCCCGACGACGGCAUGAGCUGGGAGGACGGCGCGGCGGAGGAAAUGCAGCGCGAGCGGAUUCAGAUCGGGGGCGCGUCCGCCGAGCCCCUCGAUCCCGCGCGUAAGGACUCGGGCGUGCUCUCGCCGCGCGAAGACACCGGCGUGCAGCCGCUGCGCCCGCGCGACAAGCUUAUCAUCGUGCAAGACGAAGCACCGACGUCGCCGGGCUCGCCUGGGCGCACGAUGGACCCUGCGCAGGCGACGGAGACGCGCAAGUUGAGCAUGACGCCGCCCGUUGCGCGUACCGACGACCUCGCCGGCGGACCACUCUUGCCCAGCGCGAUCAUGCACCAACAGUCGGAGGAGCGUAAGCGGACGCGCGAGGAGAUCGAAGCGCUUGAGGAGGCGUCGCGCAAGAAGGCGCAUCUCGCGGGUCCCGCGAAUGCACCCAGAGGCAAAGUCACCGCCACGGUGUCUGUUGGUGACGUCGCCGCCUCCAAGGUUGCGGCCGGCAAGCUGCGCAAGGACCGCGAUCGUGAUACGACUGACGAUGAGAGCGGGAAGGAGGGGAAGGACAAGAAGAAGAAAGGCGGAGUGUUCGGGGGACUAUUUGGGCGCAAGAAGGACAAGGAGAAGGGGAAAGACAGGUCGGACACUGGCAGCGCGGCGAGUGCGGACUCGCUCAGUCGCGAGUCGGAAGAGUCGGGGAGGUCUCAGCACUCGAACACGCUUACGCCGCCGACGUCCGCGGAGGUCUCGUCGCCAACGACGACAAGCGCGCGGCAGCAACAGCAGCAGGCGAUGCUUGCACAGAAGAACUCUGCGGACCCGAAGAGGCUCAUGAACCAGCAGCAGCCGCAACAGACCUCGUCUCAGCAAGUCUCUCCGCAAGAAGCGUCGCAGUCGCAGCAAAACCGUCCACAGCCAGAUGGCCAAGUGCAGGUGCAGCUCUCGCAGCACGCGUCGCAGCUUCGGCAGCGCGACCAGCAGCAGCAAAUGUUGUACCAACAGUACCUCAAUCGCUCGCCCGCGACACCACCCGAGGCGCAGCCAUCAUAUGGCCUGCAGUCAGCUGCAGUCAUGCCCGGCGGUUCCAUGUCGUUCACCUCGUCGAUGAGCUCGGCGUCCGGACUCACGGCGAGCGGCUCGCGCCCCCGCCCCGGUUCGCUCGUCCUUUCGCCUACUGCAAUGGACGGACAGGGCGUCGGGUUGCCUGACCUCAGUGUCGUCCGCAUCUUUGCCGGAGACGCGCUCCAGACAGAGGCGACCUUCAAGACUGUGCUAUUGAACACGUCUACGACCGCAUCGGACCUUGUGCGCCAGGCCAUCCAGCGCUUCCGUCUCCCGGCGGGAGAGGACGAGAAGGACUACUACCUGACCAUCAAGCAGGUCGAGGGUUCCUCCGCGGUUCUUCGUGCGGACGAGCGGCCGCUCGGCGUGUUCGAGUCGCUCGUCGAGGCCGCGAUGGAGAUCCCCAAGGUGAAGCGGAGCAGUGUGGGCAGUAUCAGCUCGGUUGCGAGCAACUUAUCCAUGCACCCGGCGAUCAAGAAGCUGUCGAUGAACGACUUCACGGACGACUCGCAGGUCAAGUUCUACCUGAACCGCCGCGGAAACGGCGACGAUACCUUCGGCGAGGAAGGGGAUGAGACGCUGCUUGCGGAGAGUGUCGACGACGAGGGUGGCGAGCACACACGCAACCGCCCGCAGUACCUCUCUGUAUCGACUGCGGGCGGCAACCACGUUCCGCCUGAGCGGUUCAGCUCGCCCUCGUUCCGAUUCGGGAUGCAGCUGGUCAUCUACCCAGAGGACCUGCCGGACGACAUGGUGUUCGACCCGCAGACGGAGGCGAUCGUGUUCAAGAGCACGCUCCGGAACCGCCCGCAGGCGAGCCAGGUGCCGUCUCCGGGCAUCUCGCAGGUGCUGCGCAAGAAGAUCUUUGUGUUCCCGAAGAAUAUCACGGUUGCGGAGGUCAUCGAGCAGGGCCUUGAUAGGUUUGGGAUCCCGGAGGGUGUCGUGGACGGGGGCGACGAGAUUGAGGAUAAGAUGACGAAGCGGCGAAGCUCGUCCCGGGUGCGGUAUGGCUUGACGGUGGACGUCAAUGGCAAGGAGCGCGAAUUGUCGCCCUCCAGCAAGGUGAUCGACGCGUUCACCCGCGCGCCGACUUACCGCCAGGUCGACCGCAAGUUCGAGAGCAAGCGUCGCUCUGUAGAUUCCGCUCAGCUGUUGAUCGGUUCUGCUGACGACGUCCGGCCGGACGACCCAGUCUUCAUCUUGCGCCGCGCCAUCGCCUACCGCAAUUCCUCUACAAGGCAUCGCUCGUCUGCACCCCUUGACGAGCUCGCUCUGCAGCACUUACGCGACUCUAUCGCCAGCUCCAGCACUGCGUCCGACACCACUGCACAACCCGAAGAGAACACUCGGCGCCAGCCGUCGAAGCAGGACAUCAUCGCCGCCCAGCGUGCGGCGACGCGCGCGAACCAGCGCGCGAUUCUGUCGGCCAACACGAACCUGCAGCGGGGCUUCGAUGUGGUUCUGCCCGGCAACGCGAUGCUGCGCAGCUCGCGGUAUGAGGUCGAUGACCGCAUGCGGUACUCGUACGUUGAACCCGAUGGGGAGACAUACGACAUCAGCGAUAUCGUCGAGGAGGAAUGGCGCGGAGAGGUCGGCCCGCAGGGUGCGAAGACGAACCCGGCGAGCGAAGAUCUGUUGCAUGGUGUGCUCGCGCACGGCAAGGACGGGCUCGGUGCGAAGCUCGACCGCGUGCUGAGCAAAAUUAAACACGAGAAGGGCGCGGGGCGUGCGCCGUUGUCACAGUCGUCGUCGGGCCAGACGGUCGACUCGGCGGACUCGCUGAGGAUGAGCGCGGACUCGACGUAUUCGAACAUCGAGCCGCCUCACCAGACGUCGUCGUCCCGCACAAACACGCCGACGGCGCACAACAGGAGUGGGUCGGCGUCGGUCACGGGUGGCCAGCGCGUCGCUUCUCCGAUGCAGUCCCGCAUGUCGAGCUACAGGACGGCGAGCCCGGGCGAGUCGGACUACCAGCGCUCGCAUACGGCCACGCCCACUGGACGCAACGCUGCUGCACGCGGAUUCCCUCCCCCGCACGAACGCCAGUCGUCGUUCGCGUCCGCGGUGUCUGAUUACCGCACGGCGACGCCGUCGUCGCCGCGCGAGCCGAUGCCAUCGCUGGGGCCCGCGAAGGAAGACGAGAAGCCGAAGCUGGUGCUGCCGAAAAACGACUUUGGGCUGAACGAGAUGAUGGCGGUAAUCGAGAUGCGGGCGGCGCUGAGCGCGAAGACCACACCGGAGCGCCCGCCGCUGGACUCGGUGGAGGAGAUGCUGUUCGGACGGCCGCUGGACCGGGCGGCGCUGCACCCGCAGAUCAGGGAGAUCUACGCGAGCACGUUCGCGCAGUUGGAGGAGAUGGACCAGACGCUGGACGAGCUGUUGCAGCAGGCUAUUCAUGUCCACUGAGAAAGGCACACAUUCUGACGAUCAUGACGUAUUUAUCGCGGUCCCCGUCGCGUGUAUCUUACAGCUACCCCCUUUGCUUAGUAUUUAUGCACUGGCUAUU